GCUGACGUCACAGACUUUAGUGGUUUUGGUGUAAUGGAAGUUCAGUGGUGGAAGCUGAAUGUUGAUUUCGUGAUAUACACAAUAAAACUAUUUAAAAGUUAGAUACCAGACCCGGUCCUAUCUAGGCAAGGUCGUAAAGAAGGAUCGGGGCCAAUAAUUCCAUGCAAUUGUCCAGACCAGAAGGUUUCCUGUUUUUGAUGCCUUGCAUCUGAACCUGGCAUUAUGCCCGCAGCAACUGUGGAUCAUAGCCAAAGAAUAUGUGAUGUUUGGGCAUGCAACCUAGAUGAAGAGUUGAAGAGAAUCCGGCAUGUCAUUCGCAAAUACAACUACAUUGCAAUGGAUACAGAGUUUCCAGGUGUAGUUGCGAGACCGAUUGGAGAAUUCAGGAGCAACGCUGACUACCAGUACCAGCUGCUCAGAUGUAAUGUAGACUUGUUAAAGAUAAUCCAGCUGGGAUUAACGUUCAUGAACGAAGAGGGGGAAUACCCACCAGGAACAUCAACAUGGCAGUUCAAUUUUAAAUUUAAUCUCACAGAGGACAUGUACGCGCAGGACUCGAUCGAGCUCCUGACGACGUCAGGAAUCCAGUUCAAAAAGCACGAGGAGGAGGGCAUCGAGACGCUCUACUUCGCUGAGCUGCUCAUGACCUCCGGGGUGGUGCUGUGUGAGGGCGUCAAGUGGCUGUCUUUCCACAGCGGCUAUGACUUUGGGUACCUAAUCAAAAUUCUGUCCAACUCCAACUUGCCGGAUGAAGAGGUGGACUUUUUUGAGAUCCUCCGGUUGUUUUUCCCCAUUAUUUACGAUGUGAAGUACCUCAUGAAAAGCUGCAAAAACCUAAAGGGCGGCUUGCAGGAAGUGGCAGAGCAGCUGGAGCUGGAGAGGAUAGGGCCUCAGCACCAGGCUGGCUCCGACUCCCUCCUCACCGGCAUGGCCUUCUUCAAGAUGAGAGAGAUGUUCUUCGAGGAUCACAUCGACGACGCCAAGUACUGCGGGCACCUGUACGGGCUGGGGUCAGGCUCGUCGUACGUCCAGAACGGCACGGGCAACGCCUACGAGGAGGAGGCCAAUAAGCAGCAGUCCUGACACUGUGCAGAGCCGCACGUGCGUUACGCUAGAGCUCUCUGUUCCCCCGGCGGUGCGUACGGAAGCAGAGAGCAGGGGGGAUAGGUAAGCUCUUUCUGGGUCUCCUGUGGGAGAAGGGCUGUGCCACAGCCUUCACUCGUUCAAGGUGUUCCAUGUUAUCUUCUGUAAAAAACGAAAAAGGAAAAAAAACCCCAAAGAAAAAACAACAUGAAGUGACUGGUUGGUUAAUUUAUAUAUAUUUAAAUAAAAAAAACUUGUGUGUAGCUCUUCAAGUGUGACCUGUAAAACGGUUUUUAGUUUUUCAGGAAACAGACGGUGGAAAAAUUGCACUUUAAAGGCCGAGGCAGACUACCUUCCGGAGCAAAGCUAGAUCGUUAUUUCUUCCUUGAGAAAGAAAUGUAAAUUGCAGAUUGCAGACCGUUCACCCCUUCGUUGCCUUUUGUACAUGAACAUUUUUUGCUAAAUGCAUAUCAUUUACAGGUGGAAAAUGUUCUCGGGCUUAAAUUUAAUUUUACUACAAAACUCAGCCUUAAUAUUACCUCGUCUUUUACGUUUUCUCCUGUUUUAUUUUAUUUUGAUGGCUUAAGCUUGAGAUGGAAUGGUUGGCCCAUUCAAAUGGUAAUAUGCCAGUCACUGUCGUGUACGGUUUUUCCCUGGUGAAAAGGGACGUAAGAGUAUGGUUGAUUUUUUUGCUCAAUCCAUAAAAUGAGCAUCUGUAGCUCACCUUGACACAGGCACAGGUAAACAUGUGGUUAGCACAGGAGAUCUGGUCUUGCACUGAUUUUACUCUAUAAGUUUAAUGUUCACCAAUUUUACCAUUACAAUUAGGCUAACUUAAGAGAAGAAAUGCUUACUGCCACUAUUAAAUUGAAAUGAGGUAAUCCGGAAUGUCUUUAUGGAGUUUUUCAUUUGCAUUGUUUUAAAGUGACUGGAAAAUUUGCAGUGUUUUAGUAAAAAGUAAAAGAAAACAAAAGUCUAGAGCUUUUAUUCGUUGAAGAAACGAUGGUUCUUAACGUAGCCUAAAAUCUUAACCAACUCGAGCACCUAAUUUCAGCGGAAUUAUUUUUACCUGUAGUACUGGUUUUCUGAAUGCACAGUUGAGUGCCGUUUGUUCCUUUGUAUUGUAUUGCUUUACAAUUCCUGUCCGUUUCCUACAGCUUGUGCAUGUACUCAUUGCGUUUAAUAAUGAUUUACACUUGCUGUAUAGUUUCAUAGUCGCUUGAGCUUGUAUGGAGAUGUGAGUUGCAUGAACACAGGUUGUGAUCUGCUGUUGAAUGUUUUUUUUUUUUUCAUUGGAAGAUUAUAUAGGAAAUAUUUCCCAUUUUGGUUUCAUUUUAUACUGCUGUGUAGAGGAUUCCCGUUCAAGACCAUGAGAAAUUAUGCAAUAUAUAGGGUGUCUGUUUUUAGAGCUUUUGUAAAUAAAGGCUUCAGACUUUUCUUA
Conger conger (European conger) is the source of this 2524-nucleotide messenger RNA. RefSeq names its product CCR4-NOT transcription complex, subunit 7 (gene cnot7). Bases 223 to 1083 code for a protein of 286 amino acids. NCBI's taxonomy places the organism in Eukaryota, Metazoa, Chordata, Actinopteri, Anguilliformes, Congridae. The transcript has 7 exons. Gene Ontology annotation, cellular component: CCR4-NOT complex; CCR4-NOT core complex; P-body. The record is from RefSeq and is a predicted model, not a curated record. Gene Ontology annotation, molecular function: nucleic acid binding; poly(A)-specific ribonuclease activity.